UCAGAAGUACCGCUGUACUGUUUGCUUGCUCCUUUUUUUCUGUUUUCUUCUUGUCCUUGUUUCUGGACUGAGCUGGUGGGGUCAGCUUAAAGACGAACUCAUGGGUCACUGACCUAAGUGAGGGAGAAAGGUUAAAAGGGAAAAAUGAGUUGGUCAGCAAGUUCGGAGGACUUUGUAAGAGGAGAAUUAGUAAAGAUGUUUAGAAAGACCUUGUGGACUGCUGAAGAGGACGGAGCAAUUUGUAAAGGAAAAUGGGGAGGGGGAGGUGGUUCCGUACUCUGAGUCUGGGUUUAGAGCUUUUCAAAGCCGUCCCGUGGAGCCAGAGUGUCUUUUGUCUGCUGAUACGAUCAGGGAGCUGCAGGAAGUGGAGGAGCAUGAGAGUUUUUCUGUCAACCUCUGAUCUCCGUGCUGGUCCCCUCAAGGAGACUUGAGCUGGGCUAUCUGUUUCAAUCUCUUAUGCACUCCCAGCAGGCCAGAUUGAUCACCAUGAAGGGCACAGGCCCAGUAGAAGAUGUCGGAUGCAUUUGGAGCCGGUACCUGCGAUGCCCAGCAGACGCUUCAGUCCUUCUGGCCUCGAGUCAUGGAGGAGAUCAGGAACUUAACUUUAGAUUUCCGUGUGCAGGAGCUGCCCUUGGCUCGAAUCAAGAAAAUUAUGAAGCUGGAUGAAGAUGUCAAGAUGAUUAGCGCCGAAGCCCCGGUCCUGUUUGCCAAAGCUGCACAGAUCUUUAUCACAGAGCUCACCCUGAGAGCGUGGAUCCACACCGAGGACAACAAGAGGCGUACACUACAGAGGAAUGACAUUGCUAUGGCGAUAACAAAGUUUGACCAGUUUGACUUCCUGAUUGACAUCGUGCCCCGGGACGACCUAAAGCCCCCUAAACGACAGGAGGAGAUGCGUCAGUCAGUAGCCCCUGCAGAGCCGGUGCAGUACUACUUCACCUUGGCCCAACAGCCCGGAGCCGUCCAGGUGCAAGGCACGCAGCAAGGUCAGCAGGCCGGUGCACAGACAGCUGCAACCAUCCAGCCUGGACAGAUUAUAAUCACACAGCCACAGCAAGGGCAGAUGUUGCAAGGUGCCACCAUGCAGCAGUUACAGCAAGUGCAGGUGCAAUCACAAGGCACACCCAUCACGAGCGCGCCCGUCGCCAUGCAGGUGGGUGAGGGACAGCAGGUGCAGAUCGUUCAAGCUGCUGCAGCCCAGGGUCAAGCUCAGACAGCUCAAGCACAAGGCCAAACCAUGCAGGUCAUGCAGCAGAUCAUAACCAACACAGGAGAGAUUCAGCAAAUCCCGGUGCAGUUGAACACAGGCCAGUUACAGUACAUCCGUCUAGCCCAGCCUGUCUCUGGAGCGCAGGUGGUCCAAGGACAGAUUCAGACUCUGGCAAACACUCAGCAGAUCACACAGACUGAGGUGCAGCAAGGGCAGCAGCAAUUCAACCAGUUCACUGAUGGACAGCAGCUCUAUCAGAUACAACAGGUGACGAUGCCGGCGGGACAGGAACUGACCCAGCCCAUGUUCAUCCAGUCCACCAACCAGACAACCGAUGCGCAGGUCACACAGGUCAGCACCGACUGAGCCCCACCUGGAACCCCUGCUCGACAACAUGACGCCCACACCAGCCAGACUGACGCCAACAGAUUUAAUCUACUUACCGAGGGACGACCACAGAUUUGAAAUAAGGGACCCGAGGAACUUGCAACAAAGCUCAUAUUUUCCAGAAAAUGUAGUUCACUGAAUUGAAAGCCAAAGGGACGCUGUCAGACUCCUAUCAAGUGUCAUUUGAUUCAGUCUCUUAUGAGUUUUCUUUUUGUACUUUAUCUCUGAUGUGACAUUGGGGGAAAAACACACAAGCAAAUCUGUAAAUACGAACCCUGAAGGUGUCUGCCUGGUUUCUGUAUCUUCUUGAAUGAAGGAAUUGAAUGAUUAUAAAUUUGGUCCCCUUAAUCAGCCCACUCUUGUCCUCCUAAGGUUAACAAAAGGUCAGGGAGAGAUUUCCGAGUGGGAAAAGCAGCUAAGCAGGACAGGUAGUGUAGACAAAAUCAUGCAU
Cyprinodon variegatus (sheepshead minnow) is the source of this 2048-nucleotide messenger RNA. It is a transcript of the gene nfyc, whose product is annotated as nuclear transcription factor Y subunit gamma. Gene Ontology annotation, biological process: regulation of DNA-templated transcription. Gene Ontology annotation, cellular component: nucleus; CCAAT-binding factor complex. The record is from RefSeq and is a predicted model, not a curated record. NCBI's taxonomy places the organism in Eukaryota, Metazoa, Chordata, Actinopteri, Cyprinodontiformes, Cyprinodontidae. Gene Ontology annotation, molecular function: DNA binding; DNA-binding transcription activator activity, RNA polymerase II-specific; protein heterodimerization activity. The transcript is spliced from 11 exons. The coding region runs from base 512 to 1576 and encodes 354 amino acids.